Molecule: messenger RNA, 1797 nt
Organism: Electrophorus electricus (electric eel)
Lineage: Eukaryota; Metazoa; Chordata; Actinopteri; Gymnotiformes; Gymnotidae
Gene: wnt4
Product: wingless-type MMTV integration site family, member 4
Biological process (GO): cell fate commitment; multicellular organism development; canonical Wnt signaling pathway
Cellular component (GO): extracellular region
Molecular function (GO): frizzled binding; cytokine activity
Source: RefSeq, a predicted model, not a curated record
CUCAGAGUGGCAUCUCCCGGGGUUAUCACACAGGCCAGAACUUCAGCGAGAACACACCGGCCCGGGCUCUACGUUAGGGCGCCUGUACAAACACCGGAGGGAUUCAAAUCAACUCGUGUCGUUAAUUUCUUUUCUUUUUUCUUACAGCAUUCAUAUUUGCCUGAUGGUGUUAAUAGAAAAACAAGACCUGAGAGGCGAUUACGCACGACACGGGGAGACGGAGGUGGCUGACGUCGGUUAGGCGACGAUCAGACUAUUCGGGUUAUCUCGCUCUGUUUGAGAAGGCGAAGGCUCCCACCGUUGGCCAGGACCCGCGCCUCCUCGGGUGCAUGUCCGAUGAUGGAUUAAUUGCUUUUAAAGGGAUCGACUGAUCUGAGCGGCCCGUUCGCGAGGCACCCCCGCGUGCUUCACCGCGCGAACUACUUAAAUAAACUCACCUCCUGUGGAUUGUACACCAGCCUUUGUGGUUUUUAUUCGGAUUCAAGAUGACAUCGGGAUAUGUGUUAAGGUCACUGCUGAUGCUGUUUCUGGCUCUCUUCUCCGCAAACGCGAGCAACUGGCUGUACUUGGCCAAGCUGUCAUCGGUCGGGAGCAUCUCAGACGAGGAGACCUGUGAGAAGCUGCGUGGACUCAUCCAGAGGCAGGUGCAGAUCUGCAAGCGUAACGUGGAGGUGAUGGAGGCAGUACGCAGGGGAGCCCAGCUGGCCAUCGAUGAGUGUCAGUACCAGUUCCGCAACCGUCGGUGGAAUUGCUCCACGCUGGACACUGUCCCGGUCUUCGGCAAGGUCAUCACGCAAGGCACUAGGGAGGCCGCCUUCGUGUACGCGAUCUCUGCGGCCAGUGUGGCCUUUGCGGUGACCAGGGCCUGCAGCAGUGGUGAGCUGGAGAAGUGUGGCUGUGACCGCAAUGUCCACGGCACCAGUCCCGAGGGCUUCCAGUGGUCAGGCUGCUCUGAUAACAUUGCAUAUGGAGUCGCCUUCUCACAGUCUUUUGUGGACGUCAGGGAGAGAAGCAAAGGCCAGCUGUCCAACCGGGCCCUGAUGAAUCUCCAUAACAACGAAGCAGGAAGGAAGGCGAUUCUGGGCCACAUGCGUGUGGAAUGUAAAUGCCAUGGUGUGUCGGGGUCCUGCGAGGUGAAGACCUGCUGGAAAGCCAUGCCACCUUUCCGCAAAGUGGGAAAUGUCAUAAAAGAGAAGUUUGACGGUGCCACAGAGGUGGAACAGCGGAAAGUUGGAACAACCAAAGUGCUGGUGCCACGGAACUCCCAGUUCAAACCGCACACAGACGAGGACCUGGUUUACCUCGACCCCAGCCCAGACUUCUGCGAACACGACCCCAGGACGCCAGGCAUGCUGGGAACUGUGGGACGCUACUGCAACAAGACCUCAAAGGCCAUCGAUGGCUGCGAGCUCAUGUGCUGUGGGCGGGGCUUCCACACAGAGGAGGUGGAGGUGGUGGACAGAUGCAGCUGUAAAUUCCACUGGUGCUGCUACGUCAAGUGCAAACAGUGCCGCAAAAUGGUGGAGAUGCACACGUGUCGGUGAUCCACCGUGUCGGCCCCACGGAACUUUCUGGAAAGACUUUACUGCCCCCUCGCCGCCCAACUACCUGGGGAAACCAGGAGAACCCAAGCAAAGACACAAAUAAUCCCUCUCACUACACACGUUUAUGAAAAAACAUGUCAUACACGGGACAUAUAAGUGUAGGGGCAAAUACAGAUCUCUCUUUUUAUUUCAAGUCCCACUUGAGAGUAUUUUUCUCUCCAUGUUUUCAGUUUUCUUUCCUAUUCAUUUUAUU